UCGUUCAGUCCAAAGUUCUGUUAGACAAGCAAACACAUAACAUAAUAAAAAGCACUUUGCAUCUAAAAGGAAUCACAUAUAAGACCGAACUUUUUCAUGAGAGAAUGGAACUCCUACCCACAAUGCAGUUGUCCACCUCAUUUGUUGUGUUCCUCCUCUUCUGUUUGCCAUUGCAAAGUGCUGGGACAACUUUCUUGACCUUUCACGGAACCCUGUGUAUAGACGAUUGCAAGCUCAACGGUGCUGUGUACAUGUGCAAAACAAUUGAUAAAGAUGGUAGGUGCCAGAGUAUGUACUGUUCACCUCAGGAAAACGUGGACUACUGGGGUAGGCAAUGCAUAGAUAACAGUCCAUGUGGGCUGAAUGGACAGGACUACUACUGGUGCAAAACUGGUCCCUUGUCUUGGGGUUACUGUGGGCUUGUGAUGGAGGAUAAGAACCAUUAUGGAUCCAAGACAGGUGCACUGUGUUAUGACCGCUGUGACCAAAAAGGUGAAGUAUACUUUUGGUGUCACACUUCCCAGGGAUGGGAUUACUGCUCACCAUCGGAAAAUGUAGAUUACUUUAGAAACCACUGUAAAGAAGACAACCCAUGCGGGAAGCACGAUCAGACCUACUACUGGUGCUGGCUGAAGAAAGGAAGCUGGGGUUACUGUGGGCCCGUUGAACCAAAGAUGUUGCUCCACCGGUCUAAGUAUCAUUAUGUGUGCACAGACGAGUGUCAGUAUUAUGAGCGAGGCGAUUACUACUGGUGCCACACUGCCAAAGACUGGGACUACUGCUCUCCGACUGUGAACGUAACCUAUAAGGACACGCCCUGCCGCUCCAACCACUUCUGUGGCUUGCAUAAAGGAGGUUACAACUGGUGCUGGACAACAGAGUCAGAGUAUGAUUACUGCGGGCCCAUUGAAUCUGGAGAGUGCACAUACGUCACCUCUCAACAUCGCAACAGGAGAGCCCCAGAAGAUCCAGUACUGAUAUGCACCCGGCAUGACAAGGGUAACCAUAUAACAACCACUUUUAGUGCACAGCCAGCUCCAAAUGACAUCACCAAUGGCAGACGUUGGAGAAACGAGGCACAAAACUUAAUCAGCCGCUGGGACAAUGGGUACCUUGUGGACCAGGCCCGCUCAAAUCUGAUCCAUUCUGAUAAUCUCCGCAUAGACAUGCAGGGCAUUAUCACCCGCAACAAUCAGCUCUACUACAACCUGCAAAUCCAGGUGAAUGUGAGUCGAAGACCUGGUGAAAGCACCACUGUGUCUCAGAUCAUCGUCCCUGGUGGCAUUCCAGGCCGCUACAUCCGCAGAGCAUUCUGGGAGAGCUUCCAACGCCAAGCUCGGGUUUUUGUUGAAACUUCAACGCAAAAUCAGUGUUAGAGUUAUGCAUUAGAAAUGCACAAAAUAUUUAUCAUAAUUAAAAAGCCGUAAUUUACACAGCAACUAGCACGAUAGACCUUUCUCAGCAAGUACAAAAAAAUACAAGUAAACUUAAAUAUUACUAUAGUAUAUUAUAUUACAACUAUUGUUUAAAAUUAAAUAAAACAAUACUUAAUACAGAUACUUAAUUGCCAUUCUAUUUUGCUUUGCUUUUUCUUUUACUGUUCUCUCAAUAAAUGAAAAC
Messenger RNA from Xyrauchen texanus (razorback sucker), 1620 nucleotides. RefSeq lists its product as uncharacterized. Lineage: Eukaryota; Metazoa; Chordata; Actinopteri; Cypriniformes; Catostomidae. Bases 105 to 1376 code for a protein of 423 amino acids. The record is from RefSeq and is a predicted model, not a curated record. The transcript is spliced from 2 exons.